CUUGUGCCAUUCGACAAGAAGAAAGGAAAACCGCAGAAGCAGGAAAACGAAAUUCCAUUGAAUCAAUUUUCAGGACUGGAAGCAAUGCUGCUGGCAUCGCUCUUUCAAUGCUAUCUUCUGCUCUGAAAGGAGAAAAUGAAAGAACAUAAACCCUAAAUCUGAAGAAAUACCCUCAACCCGAUCUACUGAAUAAAGCUUUUUGUUUCGCUCAAAAGCAUUUCUGUGUAUAAGAGAAAGAACUGAGCACUCUACAAUAUUUCACUUUCCCACUGAUUGGACCGUGAUAAGUACUCUUCCGCGGUCGUUGUCGCGCAAUUAUCGAAUCCAGACUUUCUUUUUCUCGCUGAACUCGUGGACAUGACCUGAUGGCGGACUCUGAAUGCAGCCUGAUCACCAAUCAUUUUACUGUGGUCACACCGGUCGGUGGCUGAAAACGAAAAUGGGUAAUACUUGCUCUUGGAUGCUUGCGUCGCCGCCACAAGAAGAUCACCCGGCGAGCAUUCGGGAUUUGGAGACCGGUCUACUUCAUCAACCAGAGGGAUCUUCGCAAGAAGUUUUUAUGGACAACUUCGUGCCCUCGAGCAUUUUCAAGAGCGCCCCGAAUAACUUGUGUGGCCGCCACUCCGGGCCACGUGGUGCUGCUCCCACUUGUUUGCCACAGCAACAAAAGUCCUUCGCUCCCGGCGCAGAUGAUUACGAUACGUGCUUCCCGCACAAAUCGCAGCACUCCAGCUCAUCUAGUGUGGAAGCAAUGUGGAACUGGAGUCCAUUUGAUGUAUGGCAGGAAGCUGCCAAGGCAGCGCACGACAGGGAACCGGCAGCAAUCGACGGAAAGAGCCUCUUAUCGGCUUCGAAGAAUGAUCAAGGACCAGGCCACGGCGACUUUCACCAUCAACGUUUGGCUGCACCCAUUCCGAAAUCGGCUAGUGGAAAGUGUUCCCAGAAUGCGCCGGGCAAUGGCGUUUGCCAGCAGGAGCUGCAGUACGACGCUUGCACUGACAAUAUUUCCUCUGCAAGUACGCAUGGAAUUGGAAUUAUCUCAGCUAUUGAGCUUCCCACGAAAAUCGAACCUGUAGCAGCAUCCUCGUUGCCCUCGACCUCUCUGCCCGGGCUAAAUGUCGCCAGCCACGAUACGAUCGUCGCUGCGACAGCGGACGAGAGUGCGGCUUGUUGGAAUGACACCAUCAGCAGUGCUCCCACACCAACAACCUGCGCAAGUUGCGGUGAGCCUCAUGAAAGGGAAUCCGCUCCUUUUCGCUUUCGCAACGCAGAUAUGGUUGUUGAAGUGGACAACCACGAGCAGGCUAAGAUAGAAGAGGAAUUUUUGAAGCAGACCCACACUGCGGAUACCACGGAUAUUUUGAAUCCGGCGCACACGCAGGAUGACCUAAACAUGCCGGAGCAGCAGCAGACUCAGAUGGUCCAGCAGCGAUUCGCACCUGUCGAAAAUCCGCAAGAACUAGUCAAGGACGAAAACCUAUUCGUGCAUGAUCAAACUGAAACUUCUGUUUGGGCCGCCCUCGAAGAAGAGCCUUGUUCUGUGAUGUCGGCUGAUGACGGGAAUGUCGCAUACUUGGCGGAAGCGACUGCGGCUUGUGGAAUCAGCGGCGCGACUUCCGUCUGGGCUGGUGGAGACGAUCCACAGGCGCGCGCAUCGGCUGGCGGACGUGGCGGUGCGGACUCCGAUACGACGAAGCGCUCUAGAUCGGGGAAGCGGAAGUCUAGUCGUGGCUGUGACGGGGGGAAAGGCGUAUGUGACAAGCGCUGCCGGAAAUCUACUUCCCCAUAUGAGAGAAAUGAAACGCCGACGCAAACUCCAUUUCCCAGAUGUCGCAGUCCUGUGAAGACGUAUGCUGGUGCACUACAGAAUCAGGGCCAGAACAACGGCAAUCAAAACAGUACAGAAGCGGAUACAAAUCAUGAAGCCGAAAAAACAACAGCACGCCCCAAGGAUACCUUUAGCAGAGUAAAUGUCGAACACAGCUUUGAGGAGCUUGUGCAGGAAAUCUGCACUAGAUACAAACACAGCGGCUGGGGAAUUCUACCCGCUCACGGCAUCAACGUCGGGUUUGGCGGCCCGCCUGGCCAGGUGGCGCGCCAGGAGGUGGGUGCCAGAGACGCACUCGCGUGGCUUCGGUCUGGGCAGUUUUGGAAUCAUCGCAAGUGGCGAAAUGAAAUUGCCGCUACCACACAGGCGGCUGCGGAGAAUGGCGGUUAUUGUCUUUAUCAAAAACCCUUCGUUCAUCUCAAAGCGAAGCGCGAAGCGAUGCUGUUUGGCACAUCGAUUCAUGAUCACAAGGAGGUCGGGAAGAAAAUGAAAAAACCAAAACGCACUUGGACAGGCGACAAUCCGGUGGUCGAAUGGCAAGAGUUGAACCUUGUUACGGACUGCAUUUGGAAGCAUGAUGAGUCGAGGGAUGGGGCACUCGGUGUCGUGAAUGCGGGCAAUCGUUUCAGUCCCGGUGGGGGGUUCGCUACUGGAGGCCGGCAUGCGUUGGAGGAGGCGUUGUGUGUGCAGUCGACGCUUUACUCCGGCCUGGUCCGAGCGCACCAGAUCUUGGACAAAGAAUUCCAGCAACCCGCGCUCGGACACUUUCAAGUAAUUUGCACGCCGGAUGUUCAGUUUUUUCGGUCUGGGCCCCACUACAUGUUCGCAUUGGAACCGAGAACUGCAACGGUUUUCACGUUGGCCAUGUACAACCGCAAUCGCUUCGUGAACGGGCAGCCUCGCGACGUGCCGGAGAAUUACAAUGAGUAUAUGAAAGGCGUCAAGAAGAAAUUCUGGACUCUCUUCCAAACAGUUGAGGACAGCGAAAGUGUGCAGACAUUGGUAAUGUGCGAUAUCGGGUGCGGAGUGUACGAAAAUUCUCCGGGCUGCGUUGGGGAUUGCCUCGGGCACGUGAUUGCAAGUUUUCCGUUCAAUCGGAUACAAAAGAUUCUUCUCACCGGCGACAAAAAGUUUUUCAAUGCCGUCUGUAAGCAUGCUCAGCAUGGCUGACGUGUGCGAAUUGAUUGUAUAGCAAAACCUCUUACGAAGGCUGUUGAUAUGACCAGCAUUACCAGUAGCUUCCACGAAACUCAUUAUGACUUCCACUUCCCUUUCCAUCACUGCCAUCAAUAUAAUUAUUCGUGAAGUUGAUGGAGUUACUUGUUGAUACUCAGCGAAAGAUUGCGUUGAAACCCACUCGUAAAAAUCGUGUAGGAUAUAGUUAUAGAAUCAAUUCAUUCACUGCUUUAUCACUUCUGAGCACUCACCUUGAUUUGCAAUAGCGUCCUUGGACCCAUGCAAAUGAUAUUUAGAACAAGAUUGUCGCUCUUAACAGACUUGAACUCUGAAUGCUGAUGCUGUUUCCGCCAGACCAAGAUGCCGCGUUGUUAGAAAGAGGCAAAUAUGAAUGCGCGUGGAAUCAACGAAGAU
This is a messenger RNA of Amoebophrya sp. A120, 3418 nucleotides long. NCBI's taxonomy places the organism in Eukaryota, Dinophyceae, Syndiniales, Amoebophryaceae. The record is from the annotation of a GenBank genome assembly.